CCUGCAUGAGUAUCAAUUAAGCGCGGGGUCCGAUGUGGUGUUGGGGGCACUAAGGUAAGUGAGGCUCUGAGCUUUGAUGGAGUAUAAAUCCGAGUUUCCAACCUCGCUAUCCGUACCAAAAUGUUGGAUACAGCUAGCGCUAUAUCCUAUGCUGGUCCUGUUCUUUUCGUUUCUAUCUCUCAUACUCGCACAUCUCUUUGAUCGCUUCUAUGAUCAGACACCGUGAGUUGUCUGCUCCAAGGUCCUUGUCUCGGCUAUGUACUCCGUACCAUGGAUGAUAUCGUGCAUAUGCCCCGGACCGGUUUGACAAGCCGGUCUUUGAGUUCCGGUAUGUCCCCACCGGGACAAAGCUUGCAUGGGUGCAUAUUGGAGCAAGAUGCCAUGCCACUACACCAGAAUAUCUCGUGGUGUUUUGUUCCCGCGGAAUUCCAGAGUUUUGGAGGGCGUUAUCAGUGUAUCAAAUAAGAGUUCGAUCUGUUUCUUAUUACUACGUAUGAUAUUAGAUCCCGCGGUAUAUGUACUUCCUCGGAUCGGCCCUUUGUUAUGCCAGAGUGACAUGACCUUAUAUGUCGGCAAACCCACCGGCUUAUACAGUUGGUCCUGCAGACCUGCACAACGCAUCCAUACUCUGAUAUAUGUUUACCAUAUAGAAUUACUAAACGAGGUAAAGCUAUCGACCGGACUCGAAGGUAAGACUGUCCCAGGCUUGUUGUUUGCUACCCAGAUUAAACAGAUUCGACAAGUCAUGAUGCCAUUAUUCUUAUAUUUGUUCCUCGACGUAGCUCUGGCUCUCGCAAUUCCACGUCUUUUCUACACAGACUCACAACCACAAACAUAUCAAUUAGACAACUCCAUCACAGCAUCAAAAUCGUCAAUCAUAUAUUUCUCGAUUAAUUGAUCGAUCUUCAUUAGCGCCCCCACCAACCAAAGACCAUAAGUUGGGGGGUUGGCUCGGUUCGGACCAAACGUCGGUCGAGAACUCGGAUUUUCGAAGGGCAUUGCUCGCUCGAUUCAUUCAACUUCCGCGAGUAGCGUCGGACUUUCUUUUUCUCAAUCCAGUCAAACUUCUCGUAAAUGUGCAAAUGAUCACGUCCUGCUGCAAUAGCUACAGUAGUGUGAAACUGAGCCGUUUGAAAGCGAACAACUCUUGCACGACUAGUCAACUAGCGCAUCACUUUUUUUUUGUGUUGAAUGUGUUAUUUCUUCUCUGAGACUUAGAGGGCCAGGUUAAUCGGAAACUUACCUCCGCUUUGAUGUGCAAGUUUCAAUAUCCUAGCGUCGGUACUUGACGGCCAUGCUCGAUGCAAAAAUUGCUUCUAGAAAACCUGCUAACAGGAAUUUUCUGGCUAUUUCGGACCGAUACAUGUGGCGUACAAUGGUUUGAUGGUGGCCGGUGGCAAGCUGUCGAUGUUCUGGCUAGAAACUGCUGUUUCUGCUGGCUAUUGCACGUUCAAAUACGUGUCAGAGUCGGUUUGAGUUUGUGUAUCUCAUGUUAUAUCUGGUCACCUCGGCUUAUACCCGAGGUCUCUCACUGACUUACAAAACACCAAGAAUUAGAAGGUCUUACAGACAGGUUCGGCGUCGAUAUUAUCAACUAUCAUAGUUGUAGUAUUGAUGUGAAUCUAUAAUAGGUCCUCUUUCUAUUCUUUCUGGAAGGAUACCUUGCAUGAUCACUUGCGCGUUCGAAACGUUCCGUUCAGCGGCAUGUGGAUGAUUGCCAUGGCUUCGCUCGCAGAUACUACAUAUCAUUCACGGUAUUCGUCAUUAGAUAUCGGCAUUUCUAAAGUCAAUUGCUUCAGCUGCUGGUUAAAUCUGGGAAAACCUGGGCUUGACAAUAAGUCUGUGGUUCUUAAGUGAAUCUCAGAAACUACAACGGGCCAGGAUUCUUCAAAGAUGACUGAAGACGGCCAAGCUACUUACAAUUAUGCCGAGACAAGAAGUAUCAGAAAGGCUUGGACAUAUGUCUACGAAUCGAUAUAAAAGUAAGGCUGGUAAGUUGAGAAACACUGCAGUUCAUUGAAUGCCUCUUUGUCCACACGCAAAGUGGAUAUAGCAAUUCUGAAUUCAACUUCGUACCCAAUGAAAGAUAUGAAUACAUCCAAUAACUUUCAUAAUACUGUGACUUUCCUGUACUGGUUUUUCUGAGGAUAUCUAGCC
This is a messenger RNA of Fusarium verticillioides 7600, 2157 nucleotides long. RefSeq lists its product as hypothetical. Bases 356 to 898 code for a protein of 180 amino acids. The transcript is spliced from 2 exons. The record is from RefSeq and is a predicted model, not a curated record. NCBI's taxonomy places the organism in Eukaryota, Fungi, Ascomycota, Sordariomycetes, Hypocreales, Nectriaceae.